Paramisgurnus dabryanus is the source of this 3762-nucleotide messenger RNA. RefSeq lists its product as uncharacterized. The record is from RefSeq and is a predicted model, not a curated record. Gene Ontology annotation, molecular function: DNA-binding transcription factor activity; RNA polymerase II cis-regulatory region sequence-specific DNA binding. Gene Ontology annotation, biological process: regulation of transcription by RNA polymerase II. NCBI's taxonomy places the organism in Eukaryota, Metazoa, Chordata, Actinopteri, Cypriniformes, Cobitidae.
ACCCCCAUAGAGUGAAAGUGAUUGAGACCUUCAGUGAAGCUCCUCCUACAACAAUCCACCAAUAAAUGCUGGAGUCAAACACACAGAGAAAUCACUCCAUGUGUGACAACUGAAAUCUUCAUGACAUAAUGUUGAUGCUGGUGAAAGAGGAGCUUGAGAAGAUGACAGAUCCACAACCAUGCAGAAUAAAGAAUGAAGAUACCGAGGAACAAAUAGAUAUGAUAGAAGUGAAAGAGGAGAGUCAAGCUGAAGUGGAUGAGAAACAUCAGAAUGUAAAAAUAAACCAUAAUGUUUCACAGAAAGGAACUCUGAGAACAGAAGACAUAAAGUGUGAAAAUAGUUUCAGUGAAGAUGAACGCCCUGCAGAUCACAAGAGGACUCACAGUGAGGAGAAACCUUUCACAUGUCAACAGUGUGGAAAGAGUUUCAGAUCUAAAAGUAAACUUGAGGCUCAUCUGAGAACUCACACUGGAGAGAAACCAUACACGUGUCAUCUUUGUGGAAAUAGUUUCACAGUUAAAUUUAGCCUUACGAAACACAUGGGAAUUCACACUGGAGAGAAACCAUACACGUGUCAACAGUGUGGAAAGAGUUUUACAUCUUCAAGUAACCUUACGAGACACAUGAGGACUCACACUGGAGUGAAACCGUUCACAUGUCUUCAGUGUGGAAAGAGUUUCAGAACAAAAGCUAACCUUGAGACUCACAUGAGACUUCACACUGGAGAGAAACCUUACACGUGUCUUCAGUGUGGAAAGACUUUUACAUCUACAGGUUACCUUAUGAAACACAUGAGGACUCACACUGGAGUGAAACGGUUCACAUGUCUUCAGUGUGGAAAGGGUUUCAGAGACAGAAGUGACCUUGAGAUUCACAUGAGACUUCACACUGGAGAGAAACCUUACACAUGUCUUCAGUGUGGAAAGACUUUUACAUCUACAGGUUACCUUAUGAAACACAUGAGGACUCACACUGGAGUGAAACCGUUCACAUGUCUUCAGUGUGUAAAGAGUUUCAGAACAAAAGCUAACCUUGAGACUCACAUGAGACUUCACACUGGAGAGAAACCUUACACGUGUCCUCAGUGUGGAAUGAGUUUUAUGUGGGAAACAAGUCUCAGAAAUCACCAGCGCUUACAUUCUGAAGAAAAGACAUUCAACUCUUCUGUGCAGUUAUGAGUUUAUUAUGAAUCAGAAGAUACACACGAGUGGUCAUGAGUGGAUAUGUAAAGUCUUACCGUGGGUUCACACCAGCCACGUUUGAGGCGUCAAAAUCGCGUCUAGUUUGCCGCUUGAACAUUAUGGGGCGGUUUCCCGGACAGGGAUUAGACUAGUCCUAGACUACAAAAUUUUUAAGAGCUGUACAAACAAAAAACAAAUUGCACUUACAUAUCUUAAAAUAAAUCAGUUCUCUUUGUUUUGCCUCAAAAUGCACACAGGUAUUUUUUUUAGUUAGGCAUGUUUGUUAAAACUAGUUAUAUUUCCUAAUUAAACUAAGGCCUAGUCCUGGAUUAAGUUUAUGCCUGUCAGGGAAACCGCCCCUUUGAGUUUACUCACUUCAUUCGCAUGUGAAAUUCUAGUCAUCGAGACUUUCGGAAAUGUGCGUCAUGGGAGGGGCUUCUGCGACUCUGUUCGCUUUCUGUAAUCACUUUACUACUAGAGCAAGCUCCUGAUUGGUAAAUGCAGCACGUUUUUCCGCCAAAGUAUAAAUUUUUCAACUCGCUCAUUUGCCGCGGCAACGCCCAAUUCAAAAGACAGAAUCGCGUCUAACACGCCGCACUAAACGCUCAUUUGCACAGUGAGACCUUGCACGUCUUCAUAUUGACUUAACAUUGAAAUCGCUCUUGCUUGGCUGGUCUGAACGCAUCAUUAAGCUAGGGCCCACCAAAAGAUGUAUUAAAUCUUAUCAGACCAGAUACCACAAACAUGAUGAGAAAAAAUACACUAUAUUGCCAAUAGUUUUGGGUCACCUGCCUUUAUAUGCACAUGAACCUGAAUGACAUCCAAUUCUUAAUCCAUAUGGUUUAAUAUUGAGUUGGUCCACCCUUUGCAGCUAUAACAGCUUCAACUCUUCUUGGAAGACUUUCUACAAGGUUUAGGAGUGCGUUUAUGGGAAUUUUUGACCAUUCUUCUAAAAGCACAUUUAUAUGGUCAGACACUGAUGUGGGACGAGAAGGUCUAGCUCGUAGUUUCCACUCUAAUUCAUCCCAAAGAUGUUCUACUGGAUUGAGGUCACGACUCUGUGCAGGCCAGUCAAGUUCCUCCACACCAAACUCGCUCAUUCAUGUCUUUAUGGACCUUGCUUUGUGCACUGGUGCACCGUCAUGUUGGAACAGGACGGGGCCAUCCCCAAACUGUUCCCCCAAAGUUUGGAGCAUGAAAUUUUCCAAAAUGUCUUGGUAUGAUGAAGCAUUAAAAGUUCCUUCCACUGUAAGUGAUUGAAACACCUGAAUUCAAUGAUUAGGAGGGGUGUCUCAAAACUUUUGGCAAUAUAGUGUAUAGGAUUUACCAGUUUUGUUCUUAUAGUAUGUGGAUUGCCAGUAGGGUGGCCAUUCGGGCCAGUUCCGCCGGACACGUCCCAAACAUGUUUUCGGGUUCGUUCUCCAGAAGUCGCACGCAUACCUCAUCGAGGUUCUCACAUUUCAGUUAAAAUACAUUAGAAAAUUACGAUUUAUUUCUUUUAAGACAUACAAUCAUUGUAGUUUCAUUCUUACCUUGAAAUGUAACGGUUGCUUUUCUGAAAUUUAACCCGAAAUAUUAAACUUUGAUGACGUAUGCGGUCGACCAACGCGACUUCCGGAGAACGAACCCGAAAACAUGUUCGGGACGUGUCCGACGGAACUGGCACGAAUGGCCACCCUAAUUGCCAGUAUGUGGUCAUCACAGCACACCUCAUAUCUUUGUUGUUUGUGAGUCUUGACAGAGAACAUAGAAGUCUUGCGAUGUCUCUCGUGGUCAAACAUGACUUCACAGUAAACAAACAUGAUGGAAAACGGUCAUAAAGAAAUGUCAUAAAUACUGUGGACUGCACCUCAGUUUGGACUGUUUCUGCUGCACCAUAACUGCGGUUGUUAUUGUUUCAUCUUUCAUCAGCUCGCUUUCUGAUUCAUGGUCUUUUGGGGGUCUAAAUGAUCCCAGACCCUCUUCAAAUAGUUAAAAACAUAUGCCGUGUUAUUUUUUAUUCUGAUAUUUCAUGACCGUUUCUAUUUACAUCAGAUCAUUUUACAAAUGUUUUUUCUUGAUUAUCGAUUACAUGUGAUGAUGACCCCAGUAAUAAAAGUUAUAACUGUAUGACCACUAAAAUGAUUGUCACAUGCUUUGAAUCUGUUCGGCAUACAACACUGUUAUCUUAGCAUUAAUAGUUGUGUUUAAAAAUAGCAUUGUACUAAUAAAAGUGAAUAAAGUGAUAAACAUGUUUAUUUACUUAUUUUAACACCAUUAAAAAUGUCUUUAGAAAUUACAGUAUUAUUGUCUUGUGUUUGCCAGUUACUUACUGUAGAUUUAAUUUUUUUAUUUACUUGCAACAGUUUGUUCAACUUAAAUCAACAUUAACAAGUAUUUGUCUUUACAGAAUAAAACUUAACUUCUUACACUCUGAGGCUAUUUUGGGGAUUUCCGCCUGGAUUUGGCCUACCACAUUUCAAAAGCUUCCCAUACCCACAUGCAGAGGUGCACAUACAAAAGUUUGAUAUCAUUUUACAAGAAACCCUUUGAAAUUACAUAAAACACUGUUAAAAGUGGUCAACAUGGUUGUAUGUGUUGU